Molecule: messenger RNA, 1170 nt
Organism: Prunus mume (Japanese apricot)
Lineage: Eukaryota; Viridiplantae; Streptophyta; Magnoliopsida; Rosales; Rosaceae
Source: RefSeq, a predicted model, not a curated record
AUGCAAAAUCUUGGGGAGCCUCUAAAUCGUUAUUCACCUAAUAUUGGCAAGACAUCAAAGUAUCCAAUUGUGAAUCAUGUAUCCACUAAGAAGCUGUCUGAACCUCUCAAGGCAUUUGUGCAUCAGUUGUCUGCUAUUUAUAUCCCAACAAAGGUUGUUGAAGCAUUGAAAGAUCCUAAGUGGGUUCAAGCUAUAAAGGAAGAGAUGAAAGAUUUUGAGAAGAAUCAUACUUGGACACUGAAAAGUUUUCCGCAAGGAAAAAUGAUUGUCAGAUAUAGAUGGGUAUUUAUCAUAAAACACAACGCUAAUGGAUUUAUCAAGCGAUACAAGGCAAGACUUGUGGUGAAAGGAUAUUUGAAGUUUGAACUCGGAAAAAGACUUAUGUUCUCAAAACAUGGUCAUCUAAAUAUUGAUGGUUAUUCAAAUGCAGAUAGGCAAGGCAGUGUAACAGAUAGAAGAUCGAUAUCGGGUUACUUCACAUUCGUGGGAGUCAAAAGCUCUGAGACGAUAAAAGAUCUUAAAGCACUGUUAUGUCAGAAGUAUGGAUUUGCUGAAAAUCAUCAGGAGCUCUUUUUGGGUGGUGAUAUGCUCAUGGACUACCAAAGUCUAGUUGACUGUGGAGUUCAGAGGGACUCAACUGUUCAUCUUGUUCUCCAGAAUACUGUCGGAAUCAAAUUAUUUGUCAAAUUACCAUCAAGUCAGGGCACCAUUGAAAUUGAAGCAAAGGCUCAUGAUACCAUCCGAAACAUCAAGGCCAUGAUUCAGGCCAAGGAGAUGAUUCCAUCGGAUCAGUUCACUCUUGUCUAUGGUGGAGAAUUGCUUGAAGAGGACAGCACACUGGCCUCAUUAGGUUUCAAGAGCGAGUCAACCCUGCAAAUGAUUUAUGCUCCUAAAAAUACCCUUUCAAUAUCUGUGAAAGCACCAUCAAGAGAGACUGAAACUCAAGUUUUUGAUGGGAGGAGAACCCUAACUAUCGAUGUGAAGCAGUCUGAUGUUGUUGAAGAUGUGAAGGUCAAGGUUUUUCGCAAGCUUAAAGUGUCUAUGAAGCGUUACUAUUGUUGUAGGCUUUUGUUUGGUGGGAAACGUCUUCGUAAUGGUCGGGAUCUAGCAAGCUACAACAUACAGAAGGACUCCACCCUUAGUUUCGUUAUGUCAGCAAACAUUUUCUAG